Siniperca chuatsi (mandarin fish) is the source of this 1106-nucleotide messenger RNA. It is a transcript of the gene whr1, whose product is annotated as serine/threonine kinase 19. NCBI's taxonomy places the organism in Eukaryota, Metazoa, Chordata, Actinopteri, Centrarchiformes, Sinipercidae. The record is from RefSeq and is a predicted model, not a curated record. The transcript is spliced from 7 exons. Bases 150 to 914 code for a protein of 254 amino acids. Gene Ontology annotation, biological process: protein phosphorylation; positive regulation of Ras protein signal transduction. Gene Ontology annotation, molecular function: protein serine/threonine kinase activity.
AUCCAAUCCGCUUGGUGGUAGCCGAGGCACUUCCUGUAACGAGCCGUGUAACUGAAGAGGACUUCGUUGAAUCUGUGAACACUGUGUGGUGUUGAAUGGGACCAGAGCGAUGUGAAUACCAAUAUUAUUGCUAUUAGUAGCUAUCAGGUAUGAACAGAAAACGGGCUUUGAUUUCAGACACUUUCAAGGUGAAGAAAAUAAGAAAUGGCACAGCGAAGUUCGGAGCUGUCAGUAAUGGAGAUGGACCGACUGACAUCAAAUCCACCCUUGAGUACCUCAUGACACUGUUCCCCAGGAAGCUCUUCAAUGACACCUUGCCUCAAAUUGUUCUUAAGCACCAACUCUACAGCAUACACAAUGACAAGACUUUGGUGGACAAGGAGCUGAAUAAACUGAGGGAACAAGGAGAGCUGCUGAUGUUCCAGCUUGGGUUUGAUGCAGAAGCUUUCGGGCUGAUUUUUGCUUCAGAUUACAAGGCCAAAGUGCUGGCAGGGGAGGAGGGCAGAGUGACACGAGCCACAGUGGAGAAGUUCUUGGAGAAAGUGCUGUCGUCUUGCACAGAUCUGAGCUUCAGCAAAGACAAGAUGCUCAGGGAGUUCCUGUUCACAGACUCGGAGAUAACGCAGCUGGUUAAGUCAGGAGUCCUGACUGUGAGGGACGCAGGCAGCUGGUGGCUUUCCAUCCCCAACUCCGGCAAAUUCACCAAGUACUUUAUACAAGGUCGUAAAGCAGUGCUCGGCAUGGUGAAGAAGUCCAAAUAUAGUGAAGUCUUAAAGGCAGAGCUAGAGGAGCGGCGAACAACCGCACACGUGAAAUUCCACAUGAAAUACCACAUCCAUGACAUUGUUGGUGCAGAGCUGGUACAGAGCAUACCCACAACUUCAGGGACAUUGUUGCGAUUCGUUGAUUCAUGAACCACCGCAACAUCGGUGCGACUGAAGAUGAGAAAUGCAUAAGCGGUCAAAGUGCUUUGUAUGAGGACUGAGUAAAUUAAUUUAAGAUUUAGGUGCCAAAUGUAUUAUAAAACCUUGUGUGUUUAUGAAUUGUCAAUUAUUUUGACAUGACCUUGUUUAAUCUAUCUUGUAAUAAAAGUUAUUUGAAAUGUU